Messenger RNA from Girardinichthys multiradiatus, 889 nucleotides. It is a transcript of the gene mrpl41, whose product is annotated as mitochondrial ribosomal protein L41. Gene Ontology annotation, biological process: translation. The record is from RefSeq and is a predicted model, not a curated record. Bases 179 to 586 code for a protein of 135 amino acids. NCBI's taxonomy places the organism in Eukaryota, Metazoa, Chordata, Actinopteri, Cyprinodontiformes, Goodeidae. The transcript has 2 exons. Gene Ontology annotation, molecular function: structural constituent of ribosome. Gene Ontology annotation, cellular component: mitochondrial large ribosomal subunit.
CGCUACUGUUUUCUAGCUUUACUCGAGCUCUCCUCCAAUUACUAACAGCUUGUGCCAGUAUCUUGUGUUUUAAUUGGUCAAUAUGCGUUUUAGUCAGCCAAUCACCACGCACUGUAUUUAGUAGCGACACAUACUUGUUCCUAUUAGCGGUGUGUUGAAGGAAGAACCUGUGGGAACCAUGGGGGUGCUGUCCACACUAAUGAGGGGUCUGGUUCGAGGUGCGGACAGGAUGUCUGAGUUCACCAGUAAGCGUGGCUCCAAGACUCAUAACAAAGGCAGAGGCUCCCGGCCCGCGGGACUGAGGCUCUCCAGCAGAAAGUUCCUGUCCGUUCGGACCAUGAUUCCUGAGUUCGUGGUGCCCCAUCUGGAGGGAUUCAAGCUGAAACCGUACGUCUCAUACCGGUCACCGAGGGGGACAGAUCCUCCGCUGACAGCACAGAGUUUAUUUGAUCAGGUUGUAGCCCCUCAGAUCAGAAAAGACUUUGAGGAGGGCACAUUCAGCAGAGAUCAGCUGGAGAAAUAUGGAUUUGAACCCACACAAGAAGGGAAGCUGUUCAAGCUGUAUCCUAAGAACUAUGUGCGUUAAUGACUGUGUUUGGCUUCAGGAACAUCACGGAUGGAACUGGAAAUUUGUCAUUUAUUAGAAGUGUUGAAAAAUCUGCAAAUAAAGUUGAUGAGCUACUCAGCACAAGGGUUAAGCCAGAAUAUCAUUUAUGUCAGAGUUAAAUGUCCGUCCUAAUAUUGGAAAACACCUCUAAGCGUUUCAGAAACAACUGGUGGAGGAUGUUUGUCACACAUUUCCCUAGGAAAAACGUACCUGGAGUGACCCAUUGUUGCAUUAAACUGACUAGUCUGGCUUGGUAAAAUAAAGCUAGAUAAAACUCGUGUA